Molecule: messenger RNA, 6427 nt
Organism: Sardina pilchardus (European sardine)
Lineage: Eukaryota; Metazoa; Chordata; Actinopteri; Clupeiformes; Clupeidae
Gene: sgsm2
Product: small G protein signaling modulator 2
Exons: 25
Coding region: 171-3383 (1070 amino acids)
Biological process (GO): activation of GTPase activity
Molecular function (GO): GTPase activator activity
Source: RefSeq, a predicted model, not a curated record
UGGCUUCGCGAUGCUCUACAGCGGUUUGUGUAUGCGUCAACGCUCAUCUGUCAAGACCCACAUUUAUGUGAAAAGGAAAGAGGAAAACUGAAACAGGAGAGGGACAGAGAAGCACAGUCGGUGUUAAACAGCGUGCACUGCCUGUUCUGACCGACCGACACCGAGCAGCCAUGGGUUCGUCCACAGAUGAAGAAUUUAAAGAAAAAUUACUAUGGAAUGUGAAAAGAGAGGUGAAGCAGAUCAUGGAGGAGGCCGUGACUAAGAAGUUUGUGCACGAGGACAGCAGCCACAUCAUAGCGCUUUGCAGUACUAUUGAAGCAUGCCUGACCCACUUGCUGAAGCGGCGGGCAGCUGGCUUCCUGCGGAGCGACAAGAUCGCCGCCCUCUUCACCAAGAUCGGCAAGGUGAACCCCACGACGGCCGAGGUGUGCUGCAAGGUGCAGGAGCAGCUGCAGCAGCAGGCCGAGAUCACCAGGAGAGCACAGAGCACAUCAGCACAGGAGCCCCUCAGGAGGCAGGCGUCGUCCGCAGGUCGUGCCCCCCAGCCCCUCUCAGCACAGGCCAUCAAGCACAUCUGGGUCCGCACAGCCCUCUUCCAGAAGGUUCUGGACAAGAUAGUGCAAUACAUAGUGGACAACUCCAGUAAGUACUACGAGAGGGAGGCGCUGAUGCACGACUCGGUGUACGGGCCCAUCCUCGCUGCGCUGCUGGUUGGCCCCUGUGCUCUGGAGUACACGAAGCUCAAGACCUCCGACCACUUCUGGACGGAUCCCUCGGCCAAUGAGCUCGUCCAGCGCCACCGUAUCCAUGGCGCCCACCGAGGACAAGAGUCUUCCCCCAGCCGCAGGCCCGCUCUCGGGAUCCGGAAGAGGCAGUCCAGCGGGAGCAUGACCGAGGACAAGUUUGCCGCCUCGGCGCGGGAGUACGUGGAGUCGCUGCAUCAGAACUCGCGGGUUCACCUCCUCUACGGCAAAAACAAUGUGCUGGUACAACCUAAAAAGGACAUGGAGGUUUUGAGGGGUUAUCUGUCCUUGCACCAGACCGCAGAAACGCUCACUCUCAAGUGGACGCCCAAUCAGCUGAUAAAUGGCACUUUGGGGGACUGUGACCUGGAUAAGAGUGUAUACUGGGACUACGCUCUGAUCGUGCCUUUGCGACAGAUUGUCUGCAUCCACUGUCACCAGCGACCGGACUGCGGUGGCACCCUGGUGCUGGUGAGUCAGGAUGGCAUCCAGCGGCCGCCCCUGCACUUCCCCCCCGGUGGGCACCUACUGGCCUUCCUGUCGUGCCUGGAGAACGGCCUGUUGCCCCGGGGGCAGCUGGAGCCCCCCCUCUGGUCCCAGAGGGGCAAGGGUAAAGUCUUCCCUAAGUUGCGGAAGAGAAACAGCACGGCGCGGCUGCUGGAUGGCGACGGCGAGGGGGACGAGCAGGUGGCCGCCGACUACGUGUUCCGCAUCGUGUACCCGGGGCACCGCCACGACUCCAUCACUAUUAACUACCACCACACCACGGGCAGUCGCGCGCCCUCGCUGGACGACGAUGAGGAGGAGGAGGAUAGACUUCACGCAAUGAUCUCAAUGAUCUGCUCGCGGAACCUCACAGACCCUAAUGUCAUGAAAGACCAUGGGGACAUGGCAGAGAUCCCAGGUCUGGGGGGCAGUCCUCUGUCAUGGCAGCAGGGGGAGAGUGCCAGUCACAUGUCGUCAUGCCUCUCCUGCUCCACCGGGGGCAGCAACGCGUCUUUUGAGCUUCCACCUGGCUGCACCUGCAUGCACGAUAGAAUCCCAUUGAAGAUGCUCUGCCAGAACAUGAAGAGGCAGAUUGUGUCGAGAGCCUUCUACGGAUGGCUGGCCUACUGUCGACACCUGUCCACAGUGCGCACACACCUGUCAGCGCUGGUCAACCACAACAUCGUGCCCCCGGACAAACCCUGCGAGGCAUCGGGUGGCCUCAGUAAAGACGUCUGGAGCAAGUACCAGAAGGACUGCAAGAACUACAAAGAGCUUGAGCUCCUGCGAUUGGUUUACUAUGGAGGGGUAGAGCAUGAGAUCAGGAAGGAGGUGUGGCCUUUCCUGCUGGGUCACUAUAAGUUUGGGAUGGGGAAGAAGGACAUGACACAGAUCGACGAGAAGAUCACAGCCAGGUACCAGCAGGUGAUGCGCGAGUGGAAGGCCUGUGAGGUGAUCGUCAAGCAGCGGGAGAAGGAGAUGCAGUCGGCCAUCUUUGCCAAGCUCUCCUCGGGGAGCAGCAUCGACAGCCAUGUCCUGCGUCUGGUGCAUCGAGACUCCACUCUCAGUAACGAGGGCGUAGAUUUGGUCUCAGCUAUGGUGUUCAUGUCUGUGGACGAGCCCGACCCGAGCAGCCAGGACACCCCCGGGGGGAGCGACAGCACGACGACCCUGACCACGGUGGUCACCCCCGCGGCCCUGGCGCUGGACGAGAGGCCCCUGGUGGAGUUCGACUCCCCGGACUCGGGCCUGCCGUCCUCCAGGAACUACUCGGUGGCCUCGGGCCACUCGCAGAUCCUGUCCAGCAUCGAGGACGGCCAGAGCAUGGAGGACGAGCCCAGCGAGGAGUCCCAGUCGCAGGCGUCCCAGGAGCUGCCCAGCCGCCAGGACUCGCUGACCGGCGAGGACCGGCUCGGCGGCACGCCCGCGGACAAACCGGAGAGCGGCGCCUCCAUCCCACCGUCCUUCUCCUCUUACACGAUUGAGCUGCUGGACACAGUGGCACUGAACCUUCACAGAAUCGACAAAGACGUCCAGCGCUGUGACCGCAACUACCACUAUUUCACAACCAGCAACCUGGAAAAGCUGCGCAACAUCAUGUGCAGUUAUGUGUGGGAGCAUUUGGAGAUGGGCUAUGUCCAAGGCAUGUGUGACCUGCUGGCUCCUUUAAUGGUUAUCUUAGAUGAUGAGUGCCUGGCUUACAGCUGCUUUACCCAGUUAAUGAAGAGGAUGAGUCAGAACUUCCCUAAUGGCGGCAGAGCGAUGGACACACACUUCGCCAACAUGAGGUCCUUGAUCCAGAUCCUGGACUCUGAGCUGUUUGAGCUCAUGCACCAGAAUGGAGACUACACCCACUUCUACUUCUGCUACCGCUGGUUCCUGCUGGACUUCAAAAGAGAGCUUCUGUACGAGGACGUCUUCGCAUUCUGGGAGGUGAUCUGGGUGGCUCCCCGGAUCUCCUCCAGGCACUUUGUCCUGUUCAUCGCGCUGGCCUUGGUGGAGGUGUACCGGGACAUCAUCCUGGACAACAACAUGGACUUCACAGACAUCAUCAAGUUCUUCAAUGAAAUGGCCGAGCGUCAUGACGUUCAGCAGAUCCUUCAGAUUGCCCGGGAGCUGGUGCACAAGGUUCAGACCCUCAUCGACAACAAGUGACCUAAGAGAGGACGAGAAGAAACAAGAAGACCGAAAAAAACAAACGGAGAGGAGAGGAGAGGAGAGGAGAGGAGGCUGGAGGGAGAGACGGCUGACCACCUCGAUGCCUCUGCCGAUAGCGAACCUCAGACAGUGUCCCUCUCUUGUCCUCCCCACCUGUCUCGCCCCUCUCCCACAAAGAGUGUUAACACUGGUGUGUGUGUUUCUCUCUCUCUCCCUCUCUCUCUCCAUGGUUCAGAGACACUGGGACCAGAGCUGCUCUCCUAACCUGCCCAGGAACAGGUAGGGGAGAGCGGGGGGGGGGCAUUCCAGAGAGUGGACCCCCCCUCUCCCACAGUACUUCCAGUCUUGAUAUCUAUUGCCUGUCACAGAAUGCCGUGGUGUCAGACCGUUGAGUCGUCUGCAUGCUUGUGAUGCUUGAUCACACUGUGACUGACGUUUUGAAGCUAUCCACACCUCCAGCAGCAGUGUGCAAACACAUAGACAAAACACACGCACGUGCACACACACACACACACACACACACACACACACACACACACACACACACACGCACAAACACAUGCACAAACACACACACACACACUCACACACACGCAUCCAUACACCCAUACUCAUGCCACAGCUAUCAGGUGGUUUUUAGAUCACUAAGACAUUUUGUAAUGACUAGUAUGCCUAAUAUGAAGGCCAUCACAGAGUUCUUAUGAGCAAGCCAGUGACUGUUCCUCCCCACCCCCCCACCCCCCCAGCCCCUCGGUAUGAAUCACAAGUAUUAUGCCUGUCCGUGAUUCUGAACACUCAGAAAGAAAAAAAAAAACAUGGACGGUCUUGCAGACGUUCGGCGGAGCUAGGUCGUGUAGUUGCGCGCUGCAAACAGCAGCCAUGCUAACUGUGUAGUGAUGUUACAGUGCCCAUGUUACAGCUGCCGGCGGACCACCGGGUGUGUGUGGACGUCGUCGCCAUCCCAGACUCGACUAGCUCCGUAAAGCCACGAAGAAAACGAGACUGUCCGUUUGUGACCAAAAAGACUGUGCCAACAUGAUGAUGACUUUUUUUGUCAUAGUAUUUGUAUUCCACACAACAAGCGCGCAAAACUUUACCAGUCGCUUUUCUUAACAAAAGAAAAAACAAAAAUGUUGUUUUCUUGCCCUUGUUAUUGUAAUCCACAAAUCCUUUCACUGCCAUUAAUGCCCAGUCACUUAUAUACAGCACUAUGAGUUGAUGAUGAUGCCUUUGCUGCAUUUUUAUUUCCCGUGACACUAUUUGCACUUUGACUCUGCGGCCAGGCUCGCUCCGGUGAAGCCUGCUAGGAAGGGACGGCAGGUGGAGGUGCUUGUCCUGGCCGCACAGCUUCCUUUUACUCCAGGACGUCGGGGUGACCCCCACGGAGACCCAUGGCUAAGGGGCCACGAGGGGAGCUGCACCAGGAGGCUGUCCCAUGCGGUUGCCCAAAGGGGUUCAGUUUAGUGCAAUGAGAUGUCCCCAGUGCUUCUCAUAGAUACAGUACACACACACACACACACACACACACAUACACACACACAAUCUCUGGUAGUUUAUAGAAUCUAUACACGCAACCAGCUGGUUUCAGUAAAUUGCAGCUCUUGGCAAGAAUUGCAAGCCACAAUUAAAAUGGAGGGAAGUUAUAUAGCACAGAAUAUGGAUGAUUUAAUGAUCUUUCAGUUGUUUUAUUUAUACUGUAUGUAAUCGCACUGUCAAAAGUUUUAGAACAGCCCCUUUUUCCAUUUCUAUUUCAAUUUAAUCAAAAGAGCAACAUUGUGCAGCAUCAUACAGGAUCCCCUGGCUUACAGUUAGGAAAUUUGUUCUACUGUAAGAUAAUGACCCAGAACACCUCCAUGCCAGAACUUCCUUGGAAAAGAACCAGACGCAGUGAUCUGGUGUUAGGUGGGUGAAAACGACACAUUUGUGAGUGUUUUCAAUAGUGCUGCUUCCUGACCGAUUUUUCAUUCCCAUUGUAGAAACAAUGCCACUAAUGUGUUCCGCUGUUGUAUCUGCAAACUAUGGCUACCUUGAUGCAUCAGAAUUGAGAUUAAAUUGUGUUAACAGAACAUGCUCACCUUUUUAUCUCUGAAUAUGUUUUGUUCCGUACUUUAAUUUCAGAGUAGGCUACAUUGAGGCACUGAACUGUGUAGUCUCAAUAAAAACUGGAAGAAGGGUGUUUUCGAACUGGUGGUGCAGUACAUAUAAUCACGUCAGUCACAGCUCUUUAUUGUUUUCUGAGAAAGGAAGGAAAUGAACAUAUCCACUAUAUUGGCUUGUCACAUCUGGAAAGACCUACAUCUGUGAUCUAACUUGCCGAAUAGUCUUCCCAGAAUCCUGCAGCAUGGCAUUUGUCACCCAGGUGAUCCUUCAGGACUUCAAGUUGUGUAAAGGGUCCAAUUCUGUGUGUUUGGCGGUUGAUGCUUCUCAUGUGGGAACUAAAGCAGAGGUUCCCAUGGGAAUGCAUGCCCCAUUUUCCCAGCACCAUUUCUCGGUUCUUUAAGUUCCAAGUUCAGUUUCAGAGGGACACCAGUGCCCACAAAGAGAUUUUACUGACAAAAGCUCAAGUACCAAAGCCUGAACCGACAUCACCCUUUCUUUAGUGCAGACGAGCAAUCUCAACCAUACCUUGAAGACUGUUGUUGACCCUCACGCUCUUAAUUUCUACUGUGAAACACAUUGAUUUACACCCUUUAGUUACACUCCACGUUUACCACAACACUGUACAUACUUGAGGAAAGCCCUGGGUUUCUAAGAGGACAAUGAUGACAAAAAUGUAUUUUAAAUUCUAUUUUUUACGUUGGUUUUGGACAAAAUGUGCUUCUAAGAACCCUGUAAAACUGGAGACUUGUACAAUUUGAAUGUGGGGAAAGCUUUGUUACAUGUUGACUGUUAUGUGUUCCUUAAUUAAUGUUGUGCACUGGAUUCUCUGCAUUUGAAACCGUUUUAUUUUGGACACCAACAUUUGAAUGAUGAAGUAUGUAUUGUAAAGGAUGUAUCAUUUAUCUUGAAUGUAAUGUAUUAAAAAGGUUGCUCCUUAACAA